Messenger RNA from Lagopus leucura (white-tailed ptarmigan), 2418 nucleotides. RefSeq names its product exonuclease 3'-5' domain containing 1 (gene EXD1). Gene Ontology annotation, molecular function: nucleic acid binding; 3'-5' exonuclease activity. Gene Ontology annotation, biological process: nucleobase-containing compound metabolic process. NCBI's taxonomy places the organism in Eukaryota, Metazoa, Chordata, Aves, Galliformes, Phasianidae. The record is from RefSeq and is a predicted model, not a curated record. Bases 56 to 1279 code for a protein of 407 amino acids. The transcript is spliced from 11 exons.
GUAGGCCUCGGCCUCACCGCCGAUCUGCUUUGCGUCGGUGCGCGUUGAGGUGGUUAUGGCGCUCAGCUUUCAGCCCCUGCAGGCCGCCCUGGGCAAGAGCGUUAAGCUCACCUUGACGUGUGGCGUGUUCCAGGGCGUGCUGCAGCACGUCAGUCCCGGCCGCGACCUUCUGCUGCACGCAGUGAAGAACUUGGAAACUGGCAGGAGCUCCCCAGGAGUAAAGGUGUUUUACAGCCGAGAAAUAGUCAAUGUGGAAUUGCUGGAUGAACCAGAUUCACAGAAGAGAACAGCAGUGCUGUCUGAGUGCACUUCAGCUGUUAAGGAGAACAAAGGAGCAGACAUGGAAACAGCACAGGGUGGCCUGGGGAGUUCUCCAUGUGUUUCCCCAGAGAGGCAGCUCAGAGCCUUGAAUAAUUUAAACAUGAACUCCCUCCCAGGGAAGGAGGAAGAAGAGAAAGUAGAGUAUACAGUUGUUAAUUGUUUCCAGGAGAAAUUUGGCCCAGCAGUGCUGCACCUGAAACAACAGGGUGUUAUCAGUGUUGUUGGAGAAGGUGUCACUUUGUGUCGUAAUGGGAAACUCUCGUGGCUUCAGAUGGCAACAAAAAGUCACAUUUUUCUAUUUGAUAUUUUCCUUCUGGGACCUCAAGCUUUCAGAAAUGGAUUACGAACUGUGCUAGAAGAUAAAAACAUUUUGAAGGUCAUGCAUGACUGCCGUUGGAUCUCAAAUUGCCUCUUUCACCAGUACAACGUACUUCUUGACAAUGUCUUUGACACACAGGUUGCUGAUGUUCUGCAGUUCUCAGUGGCAACGGGAGGCUUCUUUCCACACUCCACUUGCACAUUACAGGAGUGUCUGAUGCAGCACUUGAAGAUACCUUCCAAAUGGAAAAUCCUCAUGAAGCAUGAGCAGCAAAUGGCUUUGGAGAAUCCUGAUAGGUGGUUCUUGAGACCCUUUCCAUCUUCUCUGCUUCAAGUACUUGCUCUGAAGGCUAUGUACCUUCUGCUACUCCACUCGUCUCUAAUGGAUAACUUCAUGGCAGACCUCAGAGCUGUGGUACAUGCUUACUUAAGUACUUCACAGAAUGGAUCUGAAGAUCACCUUGGGAGCAUAAAGCCUACUUGCAUGGAGCUGCCAAAAGAGCUGCGUCAGCUGGCAGACAUCCAGAAGCUGCGAAGAGAGAAGGCAGUGAAAGAGUACAGAAUAAGUGAGGAUGGUCUUUUGAUCAGACCAGUCAUAGAAUUAAAUGAGAGAAAUCCACAGAGGGAUGAAACCCACUGAGAUGACAGGGUCUGUCUUCCCCCCCAUGAAGCCGCGUGUCAAACUACAUCCUCCAACAGUCAGGAUCUACUUUAUGAAGUGAAGGAAGAAAGUCAAAAACAAGUGUCAAGUCUGUAGGAGAUCCUCAGACCAAUCUCAGGUUGGCUGUAAAAAUCUUUGGUGCAGAUAAAUUGAUAAGUUUGUUAUGUAUUUGAGGAAUACAUAUUUCAAAGAAUAAGAUGGAGCUAUUCCCUAUGCAGAAGCACCAAACAAAUUUCUUCUUUACAAGGGCAGGUGAGCAGAUUGUUAAGGGGAAUGUUGACGGUCUCUCUAAUCCUAAUUUCUGACUUGAAAUCUAUUUUGAGAUCUCUUUUUCCCCAUGAGCUAUUUUGGCUAUUGACUUUUUCUUUUAGUCUAUUUUAUCAGACUGUUGUGUCGGUGCUUUUGUUGUUUUCAACUGUUGCAGGUAUGUAAAACUCUCACUCAAACCAAAUAUGUGAAUGGGGAAGCUUGUGAGGUGCCUGAUCUUUGUGAUUGGAAAGGGUUUGCUUGGGGAAGUUUAAAAAAAAAAAAUUCUGGCCAGCUCAUGUGGGCUUGGCUUAUAGACAGAUAAGUCUGUUGGCACAGUUGUACAAGACUUGCAUAGGAGAGUGCAGGAGAUCACACCUUACUGAGCAGCAUUGCUGGCAAAAGCAGCAGAGGUGUACAGAUAAAAAAAAAAAAAGUUCUUUUCUGCCAAGACAGAAUUACUGUAUCCUGACUGGCAAAGGCAGCAUUCUGCUUAUGAAGUUGCAGCCCACCUCUGUCAGCAAUACUGUGUCUUACUCAUAUAGAUAAGACAGUAACAGUAAUGUCUGUAUACAGAAAAGCAUCUGUUCUCAAAGUAAGGGAAAGCAGUUAAAUUUGUAUAAACCAUGUCUAGAGUUUUUUCUUCCCCAAGAAAAAUAAGGUAGGCAAAACUUGUUUAUUUCCAGUGUACUUGCAUUGUCUGUUAUUCAUUAAAAUAUUAGACCAGAAGUAUUUAAAUAAAGGUUUUUGAAAUUCUAGAUGUAUUUAUUUCUGAAAGUGUUAGAAAAAAGUUGGAAGGUGUGAUUUUUGACAGUGCACUUUUCUGUAUUUUUAAAAAUUUUAAAAAUACAGUAUUCUGUAAUUGAAGUGUA